Messenger RNA from Xenopus laevis (African clawed frog), 774 nucleotides. RefSeq names its product ubiquitin carboxyl-terminal hydrolase 42-like. The transcript has 5 exons. Bases 133 to 687 code for a protein of 184 amino acids. The record is from RefSeq and is a predicted model, not a curated record. NCBI's taxonomy places the organism in Eukaryota, Metazoa, Chordata, Amphibia, Anura, Pipidae.
AAAUUCUCCAUUGUAGUAAUUGUGGGUUUCAAUUCAAAUUCUUUGCCAUUUUCAGUAUGUUUUAUUUUUAUCUUCAUUGAAUGUAGUUUAGAAGGAGAACAUUUGAGUCCUUUGAUAUGUUUUGCUUAUAUAAUGUUUUUUUGUCUUGCAGUGACGUGUCUGAACUGUACCGAGGCAUCUGACACCUAUGAUCAGUUUAUGGACAUACAGCUGGAUAUUAGGAUGUCAAACAGCAUUAACCAAGCCCUGUGUCAAUAUGUACAGCCAGAGCAAUUAGGAGAAUGCAGCUACCGUUGCAGCAAGUGUCAUCAAAUGGUUACGGCAUUAAAAACAGUUACUGUUCACCAACCAUCCAAUGUGCUAACCCUGUGCCUAAACAGGUUCGACAUUUUCAGCAAUAGGAAGAUUAAAAAGAGUGUAGCGUAUCCGGAAUGUCUUGAUCUCCGGUGUUACACCUCAGAGCCAAAUGGAACACCAAUUCUUUACAAUUUGUAUGCCGUUCUUGUCCACGCUGGAACAACCUGCAAUAGUGGACAUUAUUUCUGCUAUGUGAAGGGCCCCAAUGGAAACUGGUACAAAAUGAACGACAAUUCUGUGACAUCUGUAGACAUCAAGAUAGUGUUGAAGCAGGAGGCCUACCUGCUGUUCUAUAUCAGGUAUGUGCUCUUUACCCUGAGUUUUCUCUAAAAAAGGCAACUGUUGUGUCAACCCUCAUCUUGGCAAGUUGUUUGUGUUUUCAAAGCAAUACUGCAUCUUCCCAUUGGGUGAUAUUAA